AUGGCCCCUCCUACUCCCACCUCUAACCCUUUCGCCGCCAUGAGGAACUUUGGUGGUAUGGUGUCGUCUGCUCUUUCCUUCGGCGACAGAUCUCGCCAAGUCUCCUCCCUCGGCCUCGGCACCCUCUCUUUGGGGGAGCCGUCUGGCGAUGUCCCGCCUCCUCGCUCCGCUUCUCCUCCCGCCGGUCCUCCCGCUGGUUCUCCCUCUGCUUCUCCUCCUCCUGGUCCUCGCUCUGCUUCCCCUCCUGCCGCCAGUCCUCGCCGCAGGACGCCCGCCUUUCGUCCUGACUUCGAAGGAAAAGGGGGUGAUUAUAGUGAUGAGGAUGAUAGAAUCGUGUCGGAGGGUGAAACCGAGUUAGAGGAACACUCGGAUGAUGAUAUGGUGGCGGUUAGUGUAGAGGACAACAACGUAGAUAGUCCUGAGCCCGCUCCUGCCCCUCCCCCUGCUCAAAUUGUGGGCCAGAAACGACGCCGUUCCCUCUCCUCUUCUUCUUCUUCCUCUUCUUCUUCUUCCUCUGCUUCUUCCUCUUCCGGGGUUCUCCCCCCCCCCAACGCCAUCGCCGCUGCCGCCGCUGCUGCCGCCGCCCGCCCUGCCGCCGCCAUCGCUCCUGCUGCCGCCGCCGGUCCUGCUGCCGCCGCCCCCGUCGCUGCUCCCCCCCCUUCUCCCAGAGGGGAGCCUUCGCCCAAACGGGUGAAGAGAUCACUGCGGGAAGAAGAGUACUUGUGGGAGAAGAUGAAGUCCGAGCCUGGUCGUUGGAUCGCGGUUGGUGUUGACGAAGCGUGUGAUCGUUGCCGACGUGAGAUUAUCACGUAUAAUCGUCCAAACUGGCCCUGCCUCAAGGCAGUCAGGCCACACAACAAGGCCCUCCGUUGUGCUUCAUGCACGUCUGGCCCCUGCUCCUUCUGUCCCGUUUCCUCUGCCCGGGACAUCCCGCCCCGUCCCUUCGACGCUUCUCCUCUCCCCCCUCCCCAGACUCCAGCGUCUGUCCCCCGUUCGCGGGUACCGUCUUCGUCUCUCCGGUCGGUUCGCCGUACUUCGCCGGACCUCCGCCCGUCGCCUCCGUCGCCGUCGCCCUUCGCUCCUGUGGCCGGCCCAUCACGUCUCCCGGCUGUUCCUCCUUCGUCUUCUCGCCGUCCUUCGGCCUCUGCUCCUUCGGCCUCUCGUCCUUCGGCGCCACGUCCGUCCUCUCCAGUGGUAGCUUCUCCUCCGGCUCACAGCACCCGAAGUCGGCGUCCUUCUGUUCCUCCGGCCACUUCGGCGGCCCCUCCCGUCACCCCUCCCUCUGCUUCCCAGAAGACACCGAAGUCUUCUUUAAAGAAAUCAAAAGGGAAAUCUAAAGAGAAGGAGGUUGCCUUCAAUGAUGCGUGCUGGUCCCUCUGCUCCCCGGUUGUCCCUCGUCCACCCUCGUAUCUCCCUGGACGUCCGUAUUCCUGA
This is a messenger RNA of Tremella mesenterica DSM 1558, 1434 nucleotides long. RefSeq lists its product as uncharacterized. The record is from RefSeq and is a predicted model, not a curated record. Lineage: Eukaryota; Fungi; Basidiomycota; Tremellomycetes; Tremellales; Tremellaceae. The coding region runs from base 1 to 1434 and encodes 477 amino acids. The transcript is spliced from 6 exons.